UUUCUGCGGCGCGAAGAACCGAGUUUGCCUCCGGAUGUGGCGCUUCAAUGUCGCCUUUGCCGAACAAAGAAGGCAGGCUUUUCGCGUGACUCUGCAGGGACCUCUCUGGUUGAGGCGCGCGACACAGAAACUCGCGGAAGACCCAGGGAGGGUUUGGGUGUCGAGACACUUGAACGGCGAGGCGCCCCGGAGCAAUUUUGAGUUCAGCGCCUCGUUUCGAGUGCUUUGCGACAAACAAUGUCUCUCUUUUUCCAGACUUUCUCAGAGGUUCUGUUCCUCUGAAAGCCUGUUGCGCGUUUCAGCGUCGCUCUUGCGGGUUUGCGCGUCACCCGACCGGGGACCCGUCAAGACUGGAAGGUCCGCGGGGGAAAAGGCGCUGGCUGCAGGAGGAAAGCAGCCGCGACGAACGCGAACGCAGGGUAAUGCGAAGGAAAACCACGAGAAGCACUGCUGCCGAGAGACGCGAAGUGGAGAAAAGCCGAAGGUGUCUCUGAAUUCUCUGCAUCACGACCAGGGGAACUUUUAGCUGCGUGUAAAGUGCUACAUCCUCCUGAGAAGAGGCCUUCGCGGCAUUGCAGACGAAAGUAACGCGAGAACACUCGACGCCACAAAGAGGAAACGCGGACACAAAAACAUGCACGGAGGAAGACGCUGAUGAUAGGAAGAGAGCUUUGAGGGAGUCUCGCGACACCUGUGUCAUCCCCAAGAUGGCGACCCGCAGCUGUUUCUUCGGAGACAGGCGCAGCGUGACCUCUUCAUUUUUCUCUAAGCAGUUUCGUCCUUUCGAAGUUGGGCUCUCUUCUUCGUCUUCGGCUGGUGAUGCUGCAGUGACACACGUAAUUCUUCGGUGUCGACCCACCGCUCCACGCCGCUGCUCUGCUGUAGGCGUUCCCGUUAAACUGUCUGAUCUCGGUCGCCUCUCUUCAUCGACUUCUCGCUCGUGCUAUUCUGCUGCUUCGCGCGAAUCUGCCUCUCUUGGACCUCCCGGAGAAGCGCCGCUUCAUGCCGGUUCCAGUCACGCUGAGUCUUCGUCGGUCGCCAGGUGGACACCUUCUUUGUUGGCGGCAUUUUCGGUUAAUGCUCACAGAGCGCUCUCUCCUUUCUCUUCACACACAGCUUCGCUUUUUGCGGUGUCUCGCCGUUUCUCGCGGAGGUUUCACUCUUCUCGAUCGUGUCACACCUCUGCGUCUCUUUCUGUGUCUCCUAUUUCUUCUGUGUUUCGCUCUUCCGAAUCUUUCCCUGCCCUGGGGCGACUGUGUUGGACUCGUGCUUCCUCGUCUAUAAGCCGACACGGUUCGCGGCGGUGGGUCUCAGCCUCUCUCUCUGUCUUCUGCAAGACUGCGCACUCCGGUUCUCUAGGGGAGUCAGGGUGUAUAUACAGCAGGGCACCUGCCUUGCUGCUGUUUCCCAAUGCAUACAAGCUCCUUCCAGGCCAGGCGAAAUCUCGCAGCUUCUCGCUUGCCUGCACAAGCCGCGCGAAUGGGGCGGACAAUGGGAGAGAAGACGGGAGAGCGUCUGGGUCGCUGAGCUACCAGGAGUCGCCGAAACCUCGGAUCCCCACGCUCUGCCUCGGGGUGUCUGUACACCGCGAUGUUAUUGGCUAUGCUCUCAUUCAACCCAAGAACUCUUGGUUGCCCUUGAAGGUAGGCUUCAUCGAUCCAGCUGGAGUCCCACAGAGUUUGCCUGACCAGGCGGCGGAGGUCGCUGGAGUUCUCUUGGCGCUGCGCGACCAGCAGCAUCGUCUCCUUUCGUGUGAGGGCGAGCCUGAAGAGACUGCUGCGCGUCAUCGUUCUCAUCAGCCUCCGAGCUGGCGAGAGAGAGACGAGAUGGCAGGAGCUGCUGAGGAAGGAAGGCCGAUCGCAAGCAAGGGGACAAAUCCACAGAAGCGAUGCUUCUGGAUCGUCGGGAUCGAGGAGGCCUUGCGGGUCCCCCAGAGCUUCCGAGAAGCGACACGGGCGGCCGCCUUGCAGCAGUUGAAGGGGGCGAUUUCUGCGGAUCUUUUGAAGAUUUUCUCUGUCUCCACUGUCGUGCCAGUCGAGCCGAAACAAGCGCGAGCCGCUCUCGCCCGCGUUGCUGGCAUUCCUCUUGGUUCAAGACAGGAGACGCUCUCCUGGUUGUCAGAGCAGGUUCCCUCGUUUCCCAGCCGCCUUCGCCGCGAAGAAGCCGCCCUGACGAUGGCCGACGCGUGGCUCGUCGCCGUGCAUGCACAGCGAACUGUAGAGGCGAUGCGCCUCCGAGAACGACUCCGGAGUGUCCUUACAGCUGAGUCUGGCAAGCAGUUCCUCAAAGACUGCGGAGCGGCGCAGGUCAAGGCGCGAGUGUCCCCGGUGCCGCCUCACCUCAUGAAGCUUGCGGACACCCUUCGAGUGCCAUCAGGCCGCGUGGCCGCUCUUCGACAGGCUGCAGCGGAGGCUCCCGACGUGCGCACGCGGCGGGAGCUGCUGCAGGUGUUGAAGAGUCGGCAAGAGAUCGAACUCACUCAAGCGAUUGAAAGACACCUCGAUGCGCAGUACCAAUCCGCCCGCGGGCGUUUUCUGGCGCCCGGCCAGCCGCGCGUUCCGCCGCAGCAAACCGAUGUCAUAAGCGCCGUAGAGCGGAGUGGCUGGAGGGCGGCGGGAGGCUCGCGAAUCUCGGGCGUACAGACACCGGACGGCGCGAGUCGAGAUGGCACCCAGGAUGCGGUUUCGGCGGUGAACGUCGCAGACGAAGAGUGGCAAAAGGGGCGUCGGGUAUUGGGAGGUGAUCGAGAACUGGAGAGUGCGGAACGCGGGGCGUCCACGCGGACCUGGAGAGAGGAGGAGUCAGUUUUCGAGGCGCCGGCUGAGGCGGGGUUUCCGCGAGAGGAGACGUGGAGACAGGCGACCGAUGGAAGUGGCAGAAGCGAGGGACAAGCCAGUCUUGAAGUGGUCGCGGCCGGAGUAGCUGCAGCGAAUGCCAAGCUGCAGGCAGCAAGAGCUCACAGAGGACUCCACGAGGUGGGCGGAGACGAGAGUCCGCGAUCGAAGGACCGUAACACGGCUGAUUUAGCGCCGAGUGUCGGACCGCACGAGGGGAAGACAGACGCGUGUGAGGCAAACACCGUGAGGAAAGUCUGCGGAACCAGUCCGAUCAAUCCGUAUUUGCCUCCCCGCCACAAAGCGACUUUAGGAAGGAGAAAACGGUGAAUUGUGGCGUUUAUAAAAUGGGGAUCAGUGUUUCACACUGUAAAUGGGUACCACUGCGAAAAGAACCAGCUGUGCUGGCACCACGAUCCGGCAGGCGAAGAGAAUGGACACCUUUUCGAGUAGCAGUCACAUCCUGCAGAUUACUCGAGGCAGUUGUUGCAUGGCCGGCAACUUCGGUUCCGUGACCUCUCAAUGGAGUGGUGUGGGGAAUGUUGCUACUUCCAAGUUGACUAACAAAAGAGAAGGUUGCGGACUUUAGUUUAGUGCAUUCCGAGUGAACGCGUGAUACGGGCACCAACUGUCUGCAGUGGGCUCCUCGUGAGGUCUGUUUUGUGUUGUAAGGCGCUGGCUGCUGCACGAAACAGGCCGGCCCAUAUGCAUCAGGCUGCGAGACACGGCGCAGACACUCAAGAUCAUUACUUGCUUCGCGAAAGAAGAUGGUUCCUAGAAACAUCAGCGCAAUGAUGCUCGCGCCUUCGACUCUGGCACACUUAGAUGAAUCUACAGUAGCUGCCAGGCAUCUGCGGUAUCAUUUUACUUUGAAACGCCGGGAAAAGAUGACCCGUGUGUGAUUAGAGGUGACUAUACACUCAUUUCCUGCACUGUGACUCCGGUCCGCUAGUCCUGCUUCCACUUCUUGUCCAGCUAUGCGUUUCAAAUUCCUGCUUCGCAAGACUCGCUAUUUUUAACACUGACAAGCACGCCGCUUACCUUGAGAUCGCUGCGGGUCUCUGUUGAGCGACUGAUCCGCGACCGGGUGCCCCUCGAAGACUUCAGC
Molecule: messenger RNA, 3942 nt
Organism: Toxoplasma gondii ME49
Lineage: Eukaryota; Apicomplexa; Conoidasida; Eucoccidiorida; Sarcocystidae
Exons: 6
Coding region: 708-3164 (818 amino acids)
Source: RefSeq, a predicted model, not a curated record